ACCCGCUCCGAGUCCUUCCUUCUCGCGCCUUCCUUCUGCGGGCGAACGGAUACGGACUGCGCUACUUCGAGUGAGACGCAUUGCAGUUUGGAGAUGGAUCCAGCUCUCUGAAGAUGAAAUUUUGAUUUUAUCUACCAUGGUGAUUUUCCUUGUCUAUCUCAUCACCACUUCACAUGGUGUGCUGUGUGGAGACCCUGGGGGUGAGUUGAACCUUCAGAUUCAAGGCCCAACGUGGGAGACGGUUCUCUGGUGUGACCUGCCUGGGGGGCAUGUGGAUGACAGAGAUGGCGAGGGCUGUGAGCCUGCUGUGAGUGGGGAAAGCAACCAUAAUACAACACAAGUAGGCCAAUGUCAUACGACCAGCUCCUCUAGUUUACCGCUGUCUACAAAGGAAAGCCACGGUGAUGGAGUCCUCUGGUUGAAUGUCCUCUGCUGGAUUAAUGUCAAGGCGGAAAAUUUGAUUUGUAACCUAAAGCACCAUUUUGAGCGACGAAACAAGAGCAGAUUGUCAUUACAUCUGGAGAUUUUGCACUCAGGGUCAGGUGAUGGUGAUAAUGUGACAGCUGGUGGUGUCCCCAACCCAUGUGAAGGAAAGGAUGACAUCACAUGUCCUGUAGCACUUCACACCACCAGUGAUCCACUCACCCUGAUAGUUGGAGUCUCCAGCUGCUUUAUUACUGCUCGCUCGCCAGCAAUGUACAUCAUCCCAGAAACCCUAUUGCAGCUGGACCCCCCAGUAAACCUGCAGUACAACAUGACCUUGGAGGGCAGGGUGAGGCUGAGCUGGGCCACUCACCAGCCUGACGGCGCUCUGCUACACUGCGAUGUCCGCAGCUCCUCCAAGGGCUCCGCCCAAGCCGUGGUGAGUGUGAGAGGGGUUAGGAGACCAGAAGUUGACCUGGGCGGCCUGAGCCCAGGACUCAACUACAGCAUUCAGGUGCGCUGUAAGGCCCUGGACAAGUUUGACAUUUGGAGUGACUGGAGUCGACCCCUUUACAUUUAUCUGCAUGAAGUCAGUUAUCUGCCGGAAAGAUUAUUUGCAAGUACGGGAUCCAACGUGACUAUUCGGUGCAUAUUUAACAACCAAAGUCUCAAUGCCAGCAGCGUUGUAUGGUGGCUGAACUACCAUGAGAAGGUUCCAGAAAGCCAGUACAGGGUUAUCAGUGACCAUGUGAGCAGUGUCACUCUGCUGAAUGUGAAACCACUGAGGCAGCGAGGGUACGAUGUCCUGCACUGCUGCCAGCGAAGGGGGGAGAAGUCGCUGUGCAGUUACCCCUAUGCUCAGAUUUACAUUACAGACUUCAACAUUGCCAUAUCCUGUGAGACCAAUGGGGACCUCACCUACAUGACCUGCAGGUGGAAUGCCAGCCAGUGGGCCGAGGUCCAGUUCCUUUACAGAAGGUACAAUCUUCCGUGCGACUUGGUUGAGGAGGAAGUAGGUGUGGCUGUGACAGAGGAGUGUCCAGUUGAGGGGAGGGGAUCCAACAGGUGCACCCUGAAGCCUCUCCUCCUGGCCUCAUGCUAUCUAAUGUGGCUGGAAGUGAGGAAAGAGGAGGGAACUCUCAAGUCCCAUCCUGUCUACAUGACCCCAAUGGAACUUGUAAAACCACACCCUCCCUUUGACCUGGAAGCCGUCACAGUCCCAGAUGGGGCUUUGAGCCUUCGCUGGAAGCGACACGGUUUGCCCGUUUAUGACUUCCAAUAUGAAGUUCGCUAUGCAGUAAACAACACGGGCACACAAUGGAAGGUUGUUGGAUCUAUUUUCAAUGAGUCGGCUGUGGUCCCGGUGUCACACCCAUGUGCCAUUCACGCCGUUCAAGUGCGCUGCAAGCGCUCCAUCGGGCCAGGCUACUGGAGUGACUGGAGUAGUCCCACCAACACCACUGUCCGCAACUACAAAGCCCCAGAAGAAGGACCUGAAUACUGGAGAUUGUUGCAGGAAUAUCCUGAAUGGAAUCAAACAAAUGUCACACUUCUCUUGAAGCCUUCGCAAGGAGAAAAACAGCUGUACUGUGUGGAGAGACUCGAAGUUCAUCAUGAGACCACUGGGGGCGCUGUUUGGUCGGAGUACAUCGGCCACGUGUCCAGCUACGCUUUCCUCUGGAGUGAAGAAGUCCACUCUGUCACCGUUGUGGCCUUCAACAACCUUGGAUCCUCAACCAGGAACAGACGCAUGACGCUGAGCAGACGCACCAAACCACAGGCCGUGAAGUCGUUCCGCUCGGUGAUGAUAAACAGCAGCUGUGUAGCCCUCUCCUGGACCCUGCUUCCAAACACCUCUGGCCCUAUGUCCUUUGUCAUCGAGUGGAGAAGCAAGGGUCAGAGAGAUGCCGCUGAGAGGGUGGACUGGGUGCGAUUGCCCCCAGAGACUCGUGCCUUUCACCUGCAUGGUGCUUUCUUUGCCUCAGAGGAAUAUCAGUUUAUUUUGUUCCCAAUAUAUGCGAAUGGAGAAGGGGAGCCUGUGUCCUCUAAAGGCAAGGACUUUCUUAGACAUUUCCUCCCAUUCUGUAGAGGGAAGAGGUCUGUUUUGAGACACGUGUUUUCUCACUUGUUGGCAUUGAUUUUCCCUGCAGAUGACAGAGGACACCCUGGAGGGGAGCAGGCAGCCUACACGCUCCUCAUGAUUAUAGCCUUCCUGUCAGUGGUCUUGUUUGUGACUCUGACCGUCUCCCAGCACCAGAUGAAGAAGCUUGUGUGGAAAGAUGUUCCCAACCCCAACAACUGCUCCUGGGCCCAAGGGGUGGAUUUUAAGAAGGUGGAGGCCAUUGAGAACCUGUUCCGACAUCCCGAAUGGCUGACCUCCCAGCCUCUGCUCCUGGAAUCGGAGAUCAUUUCUGAGGCCAUGAUUGUGGAAAAUACAGCAUCCCCAGCCAAGGAGAUAGGAUCCAUAGGCACCUCUCCAUGCAAGGGCUGUGAGGAGCCACUGGGACCCAAGACACCUACUUUCUCCAGGUCCUCAGAAGGUUCUGCUCAGUCCAGGAUCACCUAUGCCACAGUCCUGCUCCCAGAGGAGCCCAACAUCCUAUACAAGCAACAAGGGAGCCUCAGCAGCUCCUCUGACGAGGGCAACUUCUCUGCCAAUGUUUCUGAUAUCUCAGGCUCCAUUCCAGGCGGCAUGUGGGAACUGGAGAAUUGCCCACGGUGCGAGUCCAGCCUUCGCCACUCCUGCUCGUACAACUCGGCCGAGGAGUUCUCCGAGGCCUCAGAGCAGGAGGACGAGGCACCAAGAAGAGCUGACACACAGAAAAGCUUGUGCUACUUGAGGAUGACCUCGCAGGAAGAGGGUGGUGAAGACCAGGGGAACGAAGAAGGGGAAGACGAUGGGAUAGCUGUCCGGUUCGUGAGGGAGGGCACACCGGGACCUCCCAGUGGGCAGUGCCCGGAGCUCCCCCUGGAGUCCAGUCCUCUCCUUGGCCCCCAGGGGUCUGGCUGGAGCGGGACCGAGGCAGCGGUUGAAGAUGUCCCCCUGUACAUGCCUCAGUUUCGAACUGCACCGCACAGGUUGGACAGCUCCAAGGCAUAUGAGUGGUCCCUUCAGAGGUCCCCUGACCUGUGACAUUUCUCACACACCAUGACACUCCUGCUGCUCUCACAUCCGUCCCAAGGCCAGCGGAGCCUCGCCGCCAGUCCGUUCCAGACCACAUGCCAGUGCCAGUUGAGGGCUGCGCUCAACAUUUCCUCUUUCAGACUGCUGGCUUGCAUCUUCAAAUUAAGGCAGAGAACAUCACUUGUGCAUAAGGCGGCACCUGUAGUUGUGGAUUAUGGUGUUUUUAAAGCAAAAAGGGGCAUUAUCUUUACAACCACUGCAUUUGGCAGUGCAUUCUGGGCAUCAUUUCACAAGCUAGAGUGAAACUGACAUUGAUGUUCUUAAGAAGCAUGAUGUUCAUUGUUGCUGAAAUAUUGAUUGUAAUGGAAACUUACAUUUGUCAUUUUUAUUGCGCAAAAUGUUAUUGAGUUAAAACUGAAUGUAUACUUUUCUGUUUUUCUGUACUGUAUUCUGUAUUUGACAUAUGAAAAUGUAACAAUGUGAUCUAUUUUCAAUGUGUGCUAUUUUCUAUUGCAAGCAGCUGAUCAUAGCAAAAAUGAAAAGGAGAAACCUUAAAAGAAAUCCAGUCACAAAAUGUUUGCACAGAGCAACCAGCAAUUACAUUGUAAGAGAAUGUUCCUAAAAUUGUUCAGAUAUUUUCACAGUCAAAUAAAGUAUUUAUUACCAGUGACAAUAAAUUUUGUAAACAUUAGAGGGAGGCAGUAUUUAGUUUCUUAAAUACAGAGAGCUGUUUUGUGUCUUUUCUCUGAGCUAAUUUCAUUGUGCCAUGUAAAAGAUGCAAAAAAAUUCUACAAUGGUUCUGAAUGAGACUGUGAAGUGGGUCAGUUUUACUGUAGAUAAGAGACGGAAUUGGUGAUACGGUUAGCAUCUAAAUAACAUCUGAAUCAGGUGUCAAAAGAUGUUUUUAAUGUAAUUUUCGCAAGUGGUAGAAACAUCAUGAACACUUGUAAAAUUUGGGCAAACAUAACAUUUUUAUUAUGAAUAUGGUACAAGUUGAAUAAUGAGGGCAUCAUACUAAAAAAAAACAUGCAUUGCUGUUUCAGCACCAAGGAUUUCACCUCACAUUCCACACAGUUUUGAGUUCUUUGGUGAGUUUGGUGGCGUGUAUCUGUUUGUGUCUGUCUGAGUGUGUGUCUGUCUCCAGGGUGUGCCCAGCUUCAUACCCCUAUGGAUUCCCACCAUUCACCAGGAUGUUGUGUAACAAAGAGAAAGAUUUGUAUUGUAGCAGAAUGGAACUUGAUCCCCCCCCAAUUGGCCUCCAUCUCAGCAAUCAGUAGAUUAAUAAUAUAAAUAAUAAUUCAGUAAGUACUCUAACAUCUCUCAUGGAGCUACUGGAAAGAGGCUCAGGAGGAAGGAUAACAGGAUCAUGCUCUUUAUUGCCCAUAUACAUGUCUUUUGAAUUUUUUUUCCAUGGAUCAGAAUGGAUUACCAGCCCACCAAAGGUGUCUAGUUCCACCCACUGUCCAACUCCACAGGUAAAAAUUUCUUCACCCAUCAUUUUAACAU
Scleropages formosus (Asian bonytongue) is the source of this 5053-nucleotide messenger RNA. It is a transcript of the gene lepr, whose product is annotated as leptin receptor. Gene Ontology annotation, biological process: positive regulation of receptor signaling pathway via JAK-STAT; cytokine-mediated signaling pathway; hemopoiesis. Bases 137 to 3556 code for a protein of 1139 amino acids. The record is from RefSeq and is a predicted model, not a curated record. Gene Ontology annotation, cellular component: external side of plasma membrane; membrane. The transcript is spliced from 19 exons. Gene Ontology annotation, molecular function: cytokine receptor activity; protein binding. NCBI's taxonomy places the organism in Eukaryota, Metazoa, Chordata, Actinopteri, Osteoglossiformes, Osteoglossidae.